This is a messenger RNA of Leptinotarsa decemlineata (Colorado potato beetle), 1392 nucleotides long. Its product is annotated as delta(3,5)-Delta(2,4)-dienoyl-CoA isomerase, mitochondrial. Gene Ontology annotation, cellular component: mitochondrion. Gene Ontology annotation, molecular function: delta(3,5)-delta(2,4)-dienoyl-CoA isomerase activity. The record is from RefSeq and is a predicted model, not a curated record. NCBI's taxonomy places the organism in Eukaryota, Metazoa, Arthropoda, Insecta, Coleoptera, Chrysomelidae.
AGAUUACGAUUACAGAACAAUGUUCAAGAGGGAGGGCGCAAAGUACACAUGUACACGUGACAACGUUUUGAACAAAAAUAAAACAUCAGGGGCUGUUUUGGCUGUGAGUUUAAAGGUAGAUAAGGCAGUUUUCCGAAUUUUCAAAAUGUUUUCCACCCUUUCAAAACCAGUUACAAAUAUUUUUAGAUUAUCUAGUCAUAAAUUGAAUUCUUUACUAAGAAUGUCUUCGAAUUCUGCUUUACAGACGUUGUCUGUAUCAGUACCCAAAGAAUUUGUUUAUCAUGUUAAACUUAACAGACCUGAGAAAGUAAAUGCAGUAAAUCAACUUAUGCUGUCAGAAUUAAAAAAGUGCUUCUUUGAACUGAGUGAAGAUGAGAAUUGUAGAGUAAUUGUGUUAUCUGGAGAAGGAAAACUAUUCACAGCAGGAAUAGACCUUACCAACUUCAUCGGAAUAGCCUCAAAAGUGGCCCAAACAGAGGAUGUAGCUCGUAAGGCCAAAGUGUUCAACAAGACUAUUGUAGAUUUCCAAGAAGCUAUAUCGUCCUUAGAACUAUGCAGAAAGCCUGUUCUCGCUGCUGUUCACUCCGCAUGCAUCGGGGCUGGUGUUGAUUUGAUCACUGCCGCUGAUAUGCGGUAUUGCACAAAGGAUGCAUAUUUUCAAAUAAAAGAGGUAGAUGUUGGUUUAGCUGCCGAUGUCGGAACUUUACAAAGGUUGCCCAAAGUCAUUGGUUCAGACAGUCUGGCCAGAGAAUUGUGUUAUACGGCAAGAAAAAUGCAUGCAGAUGAGGCUUUGAACUCUGGGCUAGUAUCUCGAGUAUUUGGGGAUAAAGAUGAGAUGGUAAACGCUGUGGAAGGCAUUGCUGAAAGCAUUGCAAAGAAAAGUCCUGUAGCAGUUCAAAGUACCAAAGCAAGCCUCGUCUUUUCCAGGGAUCAUUCCGUACAAGAAGGACUGAAUCAUAUUGCAUUAUGGAAUCAAAUGAAUCUACAGAGCGAGGAUUUAACUCAAUCAGCAAUGGCCCAAAUGACGAAAGACAAAAAUGUUGUUUUUUCCAAGUUAUGAGUAGACAAUUUAUUUUAAUGUCUUCUAUAGGAAAACUAUUUUGUUUUUGUUUCUGUUAUAUAGACAGUUUUAUAUUUUAUGGUAACUACACAGAGUUUUCAUAGGCAAACGUUUGACUACAAAUAAUUUUUUUACAAUUUUCUAAAUCAAGGAGGGGAAGUGAUUUUUUAACUCGACGUUUUCAUUUGAAUUUUAUGUAAAUUAGGAUAUUUCACAGCUUUCUACAGAAGAGAAAGUCUAACAUCAUUUCUAUGUACUUUAUGUGUUUGUGGCCUUAUGCAUAAAUUUGUGAUAUAUCUCUACCUAACUAAUAAAGGUAAAAUUGGUACCUC